AUGACGUCAUCAAUUGUCGCCCAAUCACUGCUCGCCGUCGCUCUUCUCUCCGUCGCCAUGGUCGACGCGGCGCCGCUGGUUAGUCACCGCUUUCUUUUUUGUCCCCAAAAAUGGCUUUAGGCUUCUAAGCUUGGACCCGAAUGAGUCCAAGGCCAUGGCCUUGGAACCUAAAAUUCUAGGCCACCUUCCUGUUAUUUACUAUUGUGCUCUCUAAACUUGUUUUUUUUUCAUAAAAACCUGUGGUUUUUGGUGGCCAACCCCAUUGUUCGAGAACUUCUUUUUUGUUUUCCCCAUGCGCACAUGUCAUUAUAAUACUUUUCUUUCAAGUGGCCUCGGGGGUUUCUAGGCCGCGGCCUAGAAAACCAAAAACCGCACUUCUAGGCCAUGUGAGUUCACACUUGAAGUGAUCGGAUGUUAAGGUUGACCAAUUUCCCGAUGACUCAAUUUUCUCUCGCUCGUGAUUUCAUUACAUUCGGUUCGUUGGUCACUUGUUGACUCAGUGGCCUAGAAAUUUCAAUUUCGGAUUUCUAGGCCAUCAGAUUCUUCGGCCGUGGCCUAGAAAUUCAAGAUUCGCCGCAUUCUUUCGUUGAAUUCCCACUAAAUUCGCAUUCUGCUCCCUAAAAUGACCUUUCGUUUCGUGGAAAAGCUCAAAAAUCGGAUGAAGCCAUGAAAAAUGAAUGGAAAAAUGCAUUUUAAUUGGAUUUUGAACCAUAAAAUGAAGGGCUUUUUCGGCGGAUUUGUCUGGAUUUAAGAAUCAGAAAUUCUCUCGGUUUGGAGAUUGAAAUUCGAUGGAAAUGGCGGUUUUGAAUUUCCGCCGAAUUAGGUUCGGACCCUGCCAGAAAAACGGCGAUUUUCUCACGCAGAAAGAACGAGUAACAAACUAAAAAUCUUCAAAGAAGCACCGAGAACCAUCGUAAAGUACCGUAAUCCUUCCGGUCCUCUUUCACCACGCAUUUCCCGUUGCGUCAACGGAAAUGAGUAAAAUAACACAGGAAAUGUGCGCUGAUGAUGAUGAUGAUGGCCUAGAAACCCAAAUUUGGAUCUCUAGACCAUUUGACCACAUUUCUCACGUCAAGAUGAUUCUUUGCGAGGGUGCAGUGAGGAGAGGGGGAAAGUUCGGCCCCCGUCCCGUGAAAUGUCGGCUGCUCGUUUCGCCGGCCGGCGGCGCGCCCUCCACGCCUUUUUCCCCGUGCGCCAAACCUUCAGAUGCGUGCUGUUCGAAUAAUACUGAGUCAUUUUUCCUAAUUUUUUGCGAAUGAGUUCAUCAUAAUGAACUCCUUUCCAAAAAAUCAAGUGAAAUGAAUCGAUAUUCGUGUGCGUCCCGCUAUUUCUCAUACUAUUUCGCCAAACAAAACUGCGAACUCACAGCUUCUGCGUAAAACUCUCUAGAAAGUCAGAAUUUCUCAACUUUACCACAAAAUUUCAAAUUUUCCUUGUUAUUCCAACGUAUUUUCAGUUGCUCGGCCCCCUGGCCUAACUGGCGUGGCCUAGUAUUUCUAGUUCAGCCGGCGGACUCGUCACCGUGCAUGUUAUUCGACACACUUGUUGAGGGGAAAUGCGAUCCGCGCAGGGAAAAGCAGAGAUUGUUGCGAAAUUUGAGCAUUUUUGCGCGCUUCUUUUAUAUGAUUUUCAGAAAAACGCCUAAAUUAAUGCAAAUCAAACACAUAUAAUUUCGCAAUUCUCGCAUAACACUUGCUCAGCGCCCAAGUGGUCAACGGCCUUCGCGAGAGCACAAAAAGGGACGAAAAUGCAAUUAUUUUGCGGGAAAGAUAUUGUUAUUUAUAAGGGCGCGCGGCGGUUAUUCACUCCAUCCAGAAGGGGUCCGAAAACAAUGAAAUAGUGGAAUGGGAAUGGCUGGGGACCGACAAUUUCAAAAAAAAAAAAUCCAACAAAUUUCAGGAGUCGACAAAAAGCGCGUCGAAAGGGACGAAGACGGUCAGUUCGACGGGCAAAACAAAGGGAUACGGUGCGUUUAUUUGCCUUUUUUUAGUGCUUCUAGGGCCCCUCAAGGGACUCAUUCUGAUUAGACACAACGGAAUAACAUUUGCGAUACUACUUAUACAAUUACUUGUUUGCAGUUCCGGCGCCGAAAUCGUUGCGACGUGGCAAAAGAAACGUGAUUUUGGAGGAGAUUCCCGAUGGGAUUCCGGCCGUUUUGGGCUCCGAAGAGGAUGUGCUCCGCGAGCAACUCGCCGGUCAGUUUCUUCAACGUUUUGUCCCAUUGUUUGUAUCGAUUUUUCGCUUGCCGAGUCAAUAUUGUGUGAGACAUGAAAAUGUGCUCGGCCAAACGUUGAAUUCAUUAUUACUUUUUUGCGAGCCGGCCGCAAAAACAACAAAUUCAAUUAUUUUCCGACGUUACGACGGCCGCAAACAGCUGCAUUUCAAGUGUCAAUGUUUGAACUUGAAAAAGUGGGAAAAGCCGCAUAAUUGGUGUGGGAAAAGUGAAGAAAAAUGCGUUUUUUUUUCGAAAACACUCUGUAUGAUGACGUGAUUGAGGGGGAAAAUGGAUGGAUGAGCAAGAGAAAGUAAUAUGAUAAUCCUAUUUGUGCGGGCCUUAGCCUAAGCCAUUUUCUCGAUAAAUUGCAUUUUGAUGUUCGCACGAGACCGCUCUCAAAUUGUGCACUUUUAGCUAAAGGACAAAAACUAAAAUGUAAUUUAAAUUGUUGCCAAUUCUCCAAAUGGCGGCGUUUCUCGUCUCUCAAACAUCAAAAGUUCGGCCUUUUCAGUCAUUUUCAGCCUUUCAAAAAAGAGAUGGAAAUGAAUAAUUUCCAGUUUUUGUGCUCUCCUCCCCAUCCAUCUUCAUCCCCUUUUCCCCCAUCGCCUCCGGAUAUUGACCACUCAAAAAACGCAAUAAAAUGGAUGAGAGCAGAAGAAGAAGAAGAAGAAGAAGGCACAAAAACCAAACGAAUAAUAUCGGGACGGGGGAGAAAUGAGAUUUUAGAUGCAUUUUUGGGGAGCCAACAAAAAUGUAGAUAAAUUCUCUAGAAGAAUUGUCGCUUUUCAACGACAUCAAACUAGAACACACGUCUGAAAGUUUAAAAAAAUUGCAGAUUUGAGCGACGCUCAGCUGGCGGUCCUUGCCGAAAUUGUGCAAAACGAAAUCGAUCAAUACAAUCCGGAAGCCAUCGAAGCCUACGAAAUCGUCGAGCUCCCCGAGUACAGUACGUUCGAAUUCCGAAUUAAAACACAUGUGGAUCGAUCGAACGUUUCAGUAACCGGCCCGCCGAUGGAGUACAUGCCGCGCGACCGCCGUUCCGUGCCCGUCUUCGAGGCGUUCGAUGAGAAUGACCUUCCGGAACAAUUCGAACAGAAUCAGGAGGUACUGGCAAUUGUGAGAAACAUGCAACAAAAAAAAAUGGGGGCAAAACUUUUGAUGAAUUAAAUGAAUAUGUGUGUUUUCAGAUAAUCUUCGUGCCGGAGGAGGCUGUUCUGGAAGCGGAAGAGCAGGACGAGUUGGAGCUCCGUCAGAGGAUAGCCGAAAUCGCGACGAUUCUGAACGAGCGCGCGACGCGCAGAAUCCGAUUCAUCUGA
This is a messenger RNA of Caenorhabditis sp. 36 PRJEB53466, 3531 nucleotides long. Lineage: Eukaryota; Metazoa; Nematoda; Chromadorea; Rhabditida; Rhabditidae. The record is from the annotation of a GenBank genome assembly.